Phytophthora nicotianae INRA-310 is the source of this 459-nucleotide messenger RNA. RefSeq lists its product as hypothetical. NCBI's taxonomy places the organism in Eukaryota, Oomycota, Peronosporomycetes, Peronosporales, Peronosporaceae. The transcript has a single exon. The coding region runs from base 1 to 459 and encodes 152 amino acids. The record is from RefSeq and is a predicted model, not a curated record.
AUGUACCAUGUGAAAACUAUUGAAGCUUUUACGGUGAAAGAAGUGCAUCAGUUACCUGAACUAAUUCUUGUACGUGUCCACGACUGUGAAGACACACUGGCCAAUGGUUAUCCGCCUGGUGUCAUUGGAAUCCCAGUACUCAAUGAACAAAUUAAGCUCUCGAAAUUCAAGAAUGUGCCACGUUCGUCUAUUACUGUACGUCAGUUUCCUGUAGUCCCAGCUUUUUCCUGCACUGCUGAAAAACUACAAGGGAAAACUUGCAAAGAUGGCGUCACGGUGACACCUCUUGAACGCCCAGGGAUCCCCACACAGUCAGAAUACGUGGCACUGUCUCGAACCAUAUCACUCAAUAAACUAACACUGACAGAAGAAAUCACACCGGAGUACAUGGCAAAGUUCAAGCCUCCAUCUGAUACAGCAGCGCGGAUGAUCCGACUCCAGAGUCAAAUACAGCUAUAG